Molecule: messenger RNA, 2377 nt
Organism: Rhopilema esculentum
Lineage: Eukaryota; Metazoa; Cnidaria; Scyphozoa; Rhizostomeae; Rhizostomatidae
Product: protein mab-21-like 2
Source: RefSeq, a predicted model, not a curated record
GCAGAUGCGCAGCAAAUGUAUAAAGUGGAGGAGUAUUUCACAAUCAAGGGUCAAAAUGCUCAACCAGCUCAACUGUUUUCAGUCUUCAGAGGGUGCUCCUUUUACAAGAAAUAAAUUGACCUCCUCUAGUGGCCUAACGAGCUACAGACAUAUUUGUAGAAGAGUUUGGAGUGAAAUAAUCAUAAAAGUAGAUUUAGGUCCCAAAAUUCCUUUUCAUUUCAGUUAAAAGGAGUUGAGCCACGUUGGUCGGUUUGGAUGUUCUGAUAAGAAUGAGAAUCUAGAAGGGACUUAGAAAAGAUUUCCCCUAGACAAUUUUCGCACCUUUUAACGUGAUAAAACCAUAGAUACUGUAAUCUUCGUUAUUUUGUGAUACAAACAUGCUAGGCCUUGGCAAGAUUAAUCUCUUUGCGAAAAUUCUCCUCUUGCCCAUCCGCUUUCAUUCAAACAGACAACUGCGCUAAUUCGGCCCCACCUACAUUGUUGUAAUUGGAUUUCUGCUACGUCUUCUAAAAAAUGAAAUCAGACUAUGGAAUAUAACCAAAGACCUGUAUUAUUAAAAAGUCAAAUCCCAGGAGAUCUUUUCUUGCACUCCUUUAGUUCUGUUUGAUCUAUCAAUAAUGGCUUUAUUUAAAUGCUAAUCGCCUUUAUUUGAUCAAUUAAUUCAAAAGGUCGAGAACAGACUAGAAUGGUAUUGGAUACGUUGUCAGCAAACAGAAAGAGUCCUACGACAUCGAUCUUGUUAACUCUCAUCGUAUAUCACAAUUACAUGGUAAAAUUUCAGGAACACUUCUCGCCUCAGCUAUCGGAAAUUUAGCUGCUUUUCUACGCAUACAGCAAGACAAUUCAAUCAGGAUUAUUUUAUUUCAACAAAUCAAUGGAAAAUUUCAUGGCAGACUUGGGAAUUAGGCACAAGGUUCUCGAUGCAGUUGUUUCUCAGAGCAAAGAGUUCGACUCAGAGUUAUCAGAUUUUGAAGAAAUUGGUACCCCUUUCCCUAGAGGUGCCCAUUUAUCAGAUAACGAAGUGAAUGCUAACGAAAAUGGUCAUUCACAAAAUCUCAAAGUUGCUUCUUCGAAGGAUGUAAAGAUUCCAUGCCCCACUACCAGCCCAAAGUUAAAAGCAAGCGGAGUGGCUGUGAUGAGUAGCAUAGACUUAACAAGAAAGGCCCUGCAGCGAUUUUACGAGAAAAGGGUACAACCAGGCCUUGCAAGAAAACAAAGAUGUGAAGAUAUUGCGUAUGCGGUAACGCACAAAAUUUUACGUAAAGUGCAAACAGUCGAUGACCGUUUUCGGGGAAAUGGCCUUGUACCACAUGGUAUACCAUAUGACGGUCUGAGAGCAGGUGACUCGAUCCAAUUCGAAAUGAUUCUUAAUCUUCCACUUGGAAUUAGGGAUACUCUUUUUGUUAAAAAUUAUGGAGAAUGCCCGUUUGUUCGUAUUCAACCGAUGUCAGGAGAAUUGUGGAAAGAUUGUAUAACAAAAGGAGGUUUUAUAUCCGCCUCAAAAAUACAAUCACUUUUGAGGAAAUAUGUUAAACAGGCUGUCCAUGUUAUUCGGAAAUACAUCAGUCAGGGGAAGAUUGAAAAAUAUCCCAAAGACCUCAAGAGUGUGUUUGUGGAAGGAAUGAAUGGCCUCAAUCUUGUCAUUAACAGAGAUAUACACGUUCAAAUUUUGCCUGCAUUUUGCAUCCCUGAUUCUAGAAGCGACUUUGCUCGGCGAGAUUGUCCUUCAAGUUCUCAUGUCCUGUGUUGUCAAAAGAACUCUAUGGACACUACGCUUAGUUCUGAUACAACUAACUGCCCUGACUGUAGUAUUCAAAACCCGAAAGAUAUUAUCAGUGCCUGGAGGAUAUCUUUCUUUGUUGCAGAAAAAAAUAAAAUGCGAUCCCUGGCUAAUGGGUGCAGAAUUCAGCUCCUGAGAAUAUUGACGGAGAUCAGAGACAACGAGGAAGUGUUAAAGAAGAUCUCAUCAUACCAUCUGAAAACAAUACUUUUCUUCCAGUGCGACGAGCAACCAGAUGUUACAGAAUGGGAUCAACGUUUCCUUGUGGAUCGAUUUGGCGAUCUUCUAAAACGAUUAAAAAACUGUUUGUUAGAUGGAUCAAUCCCGCACUACUUCCAGAGGCAACCCGAAUUCCCCCCUUUUAAUUUGCUGGAUGGGAUCUGUUCUGAGGAGCUGGAGCACAUGGCAGUACUUAUAGAACAGCUUAUUCAAGAUCCACUGCCGUAUUUAAGCAGUGAGUGGGAAAGAAAAAGAAAUGAGUUCUGGCCAUGGGAAGAUCAGUUUGAUCCUUUGAUCGUUAAGGAAUAAAUUACUAAAGGAUAACAUGUAAUUGAUGGAACGUUUCUAGCAAAGUACAGUGGUAUGAAUAAGCAAAGA